UACUUUACUGACUGACUUACUGGAGGCAGGUCAGACAGGGGGAUGGGGGACUGAGUCUUGAGUUUUGGUGGACCUUAACAACCUCAACACCAACAACACUUCCUAUUUUAGAGACUCCAAGAAUGAUAAUCAGAAAUAUUUUCCGAGGAAACCAGAGUGUGAUGGCAGUGUUGGGUUGUAGUAGACGACCUCACACUCACUCCAGUUCUUUAUCGAGAUUACAAGCAAGACAGUCACACUGGUGGUGCAGGAGAACUGCUCAAGUAUCAGCAUCAUUAAACACAAGAUGUGCGGAGGACGGUAACAACUUGUUGUAUAUACCAUCUUGUUCAGCAUCCUGGAAUGUAACAUUGAUACUGAGAAACAGGUCUUAUGGUAACAGUGAUGAUGUGGCUAAGGCUGUAGAUGAUGAACUUGGGCAUGUAAUUAGUGAAGAUUGUGCCCUAGAAGAAGGAGAAUUUUUUGACAGCCCAUACCAUCUGAACAGAAAGAUUAAUUUUAAAGAUGUUGGGAAAAAAGUUAAUGUUGGUGAAUCUGUGAUUCAAGAACUGAAUAAUCUUUUUCAAAUUAACCGUAUUGAUGCCCUACAUAUGGUUCACUCCAAGAAAUUCCUCUUGGUGUCUGAUGCUGCUAUUUUGAAAACUCUUUACUUUCUUAAAGACAAAAAUAUCUCAUCUGAACAACUACAGCGAGUAACUUGGAUAAUGCUGCAUCAUGUAGAUGAUCUUCAAGAAAAAUUGACAAAGUUAUUAGAGCCGCAUUUAUUCCACACGUACUCAGAAGCCCUAGGGUUUUGUCAGUUUACAUUAAAAAUGAUAAGUAGAUACCAAGAUCACUUCAAAUCAGAGGUGGAAGAUUUUCCUCAUCACCCAAACCGUGUCUAUUAUUUGGCUGAAAGAUUGAAGGUGCCAGUGGAGCAGAUUACAGAGAAGAUUUUGAAGGCUAAGCAAAUACUUACCAUGGAAAUAAAGCGUAUAAAACACUUAUUGAAUGUCUUCAAUGCAUAUGGGGUGCAGCCAGAAGACAUUGUGUGUGACAUAAGAGUGUUGUGCCACAAUGCUAAAAUGGCGGAGGAGAGACUGCGGGUUGCUGUUCAGGCAGGAUGCACGAGACCCAAGCCCUGGAUUUGUUACGCAGCUGAUCAUAUUUUUGACAGAUUCUGUGAGCGUCUACUGUCCCAAAAAGAGGUGCUGGCAGGGCACAAAGAUAUGGCAAGCUACUUAACACAUAGGCUGGAGUGUGACCGCCAUAUGGUUGAUACGUAUUUCAAAUGUAUCCAAAACCAGGAGGACUUGAAUUUUAGUAUACUGAAGAAGAAAAUUGAUCUUUUGUUUUCUGAAGGAUUUACCCCACAGGAUGUCAGGUCCUGCAUGUAUGUGUUGCAUCGCUCAGAGAGGACACUGGCAACAAGGAUCAAGGAGUUGAAAGAAAUUGGUUAUUUUCCAUUCCCUCUUGUUGUCUUGUGCAAGUCGAAAUAUGUAUACAUGAGAGCUGUUGACCGUUAUAAAGAUGAACACUGUUUUAAAAAUAAUGUUGACAUUUAAAAUGUGAUGGAGCAAAUAGAUUUUGUAGAAGUGUGUAUAACAGAAUUUUAAAAUUGACUGUAAUUAAAGAUUUUCAAAUUUAAAUGGCCAUUGAGUUAUUAUUGAAAGAAUUGAGAGUAAGACAGAGAGUAGGACAGCAGAUGAACAGGGAGGCUUUAGGAAGGGUAGGGGGCAUGUAGACCAAGUGUUUACAGUGAAACAUAUAGGUGAACAGUAUUUAGAUAAGGUUAAAGAGGUUCUUAUGGCAUUUAUGGAUUUGGAAAAGGCGUAUGACAGGGAGGAUAGGGAGGCAAUGUGGCAGAUGUUGCAGGUGUAUGGUGGGAGACAGCCAACUUGUUGGACAAAAAAAAAAAAGUGAGGUUCGGGUUAGAGUAUGUAGGAGAGAGGGAGAUUAUUUCCC
Molecule: messenger RNA, 1944 nt
Organism: Cherax quadricarinatus
Lineage: Eukaryota; Metazoa; Arthropoda; Malacostraca; Decapoda; Parastacidae
Product: transcription termination factor, mitochondrial
Biological process (GO): regulation of DNA-templated transcription; termination of mitochondrial transcription
Cellular component (GO): mitochondrial matrix
Molecular function (GO): double-stranded DNA binding
Source: RefSeq, a predicted model, not a curated record